CAGAGUUUGUCAGGGAAAGAAUGGUACAAACAACAAGCUUCCAGGGCUGUGAAUCAGGCUAUAGGCAGAGUGAUUAGACAUAAGGAAGACUUUGGUGCUAUUAUUCUCUGUGAUACCAGGUUUGCCAAUCCUGAUGCGGUGAGACAACUACCAGUGUGGGUCAGACCUCAUGUAAACAAGUAUGAUGCCUUUGGUUUAGCUCUCAAAGAUGUGAUGGUGUUCUUUAAAACAGCUGAGAAAAUGAUGCCAGCUCCGAAACCACCCAAGAGGUCAGUGUCCUCUAGUUCUCACGGUGCUUACUUUAUGCCAACUAUUACACGAUCAGGACAUGCCGGACCAAGUGGUGUUCAACCAGCACAUGCUGUGAUGCAACAUGUACCAAGCUUAAAACAUAGAGGUGAAUCUGUUAGUAAUGACAAGUUAAGAGAACAGUAUCAAAGUGCAGGGAGGUCAGCUUCAUCAUCAUCACAGAAAAGCUUGUUUUCUGCUCUUGAUCAUUCAGAGAAAUGUCAAGAAGAAAGAUUGCCUACAUCACCGUUACCAUCUUUACAACAAAGCUCAGCAAGUGGUGCAUUAAGAAAGCAGCAAAGUAAAAAGAAAAUUGUAAUAAAGAAACGUGCCAGUGAAUCAGCACCUAUAAUACAGGAGAGUACAGAGGUAUCUUCUAAAGUUUCAAUGUCACAUCUGAACUCGGCUGAAAGUUAUAUUGCAGAGGUGAAGAGCACACUAAGUGGAGAUUCCUAUAAGAUGUUCUCACGAGCAUUGGUGGAGUAUAAGAAGACUGAAGAUAUAGAUAAAGUUAUAGAAGUUCUGGCUACACUCUUCACAGAUGAUACAGCCAAACAUCAUCUGUUUGCAAAAUUUUACAGAUUUGUAAGGGCUAAACAUAAAGAGCAUUUUCACAUAAUGUGUCAGGAACUAACUGGGUUAGCAACAGGUUAUAAAGCAGAGGACACUGUAAACAAGAAAAGAUUACAGGACUAUAUAGCCUGUCAUGAGAGUGCAUCAAAGCGUGUUAAAGUAGAGGAUGGUACAAAUUCGUUCAUUAGCUCGAUACAGUCGGGUAAUGAGUCUGGAUAUACAUGCUGUUCAUGUGAGAAGUCUGCUAAGUUACCAUUUAUAUCUCAGUGUGAACAUAUUUGUUGUAUGGACUGUUGGAGAAAAGUGUUUGAGGGGGAUAAACUCUGUCCCUCAUGUAAACAGAGAGUUCGCAGACGGCAUUUAACCAGACUUGCAUUUAAAUUAAGUGGGGAAACAGAAGAUGAUACUGACAUGAAGACUUGA
Ruditapes philippinarum (Manila clam) is the source of this 1284-nucleotide messenger RNA. RefSeq names its product regulator of telomere elongation helicase 1-like. The transcript has 12 exons. NCBI's taxonomy places the organism in Eukaryota, Metazoa, Mollusca, Bivalvia, Venerida, Veneridae. The coding region runs from base 214 to 1284 and encodes 356 amino acids. The record is from RefSeq and is a predicted model, not a curated record.